Messenger RNA from Penicillium cinerascens, 759 nucleotides. RefSeq names its product type 1 glutamine amidotransferase domain-containing protein. The transcript has a single exon. Lineage: Eukaryota; Fungi; Ascomycota; Eurotiomycetes; Eurotiales; Aspergillaceae. The record is from RefSeq and is a predicted model, not a curated record. Bases 1 to 759 code for a protein of 252 amino acids.
AUGCCAGCCAAGAAGGUUCUCAUCAUCCUCAGUGAUGCGCACACUUUUCCCCUCAAAAAGAAGAGCGGACCCGAUGCCGGCCUUGUAGUCGACCAGCCUUCGGGCUUCUUCCUUCAAGAAUUAGCAAAGCCGUUGCAAAAACUCCUAGACGCAGGGCAUGAGGUGACCUUCGCCUCACCCAAAGGACGCGAGCCUGCCCCAGAUCCGAACAGCGAGUCACUGCUCGCAUACGCAGGCAACUUCUACGAACGCCGAAAAGAGAUGGAACUUAUCGAGCACAUGAAGCGGACGAAUGGAUUUGACCGCCCGCGACCUUUCAGUACCUUCAGCGAAGACGAACUGGCGACAUUUGCAGGACUCUUCAUUCCCGGAGGGCACGCGCCUCUGACGGACCUGGGUGAUGACCCGGAACUGGGCAGAAUCCUGCGAUUUUUCAAUAAAGAAAACAAGCCAACUGCCGCCAUCUGUCAUGGGCCCUACGCCCUGCUAAGCACGAUGAAGGCAGGGGAUGGCUCGUUCGUCUACAAAGGGUAUAAGAUCACAUCUUGGAGCGACGCCGAAGAAAACUUGAUGGAGACGCUAUGGGGUGGCGAGGUUGAGAAGGUUGAGUCGGCAUUAAGGGACCAGGGUGCGAUUAUGGUUGAGGGUGCAACGGAAAAGGUUGGUGGCACGACGCUCGACCACGAGCUAGUCACUGGCGGUAAUCCUUUGGCGGCAAAUGCUUUGGGAGAUCGAUUCUUGAAGAUGCUCAGCGUAUAG